Messenger RNA from Diospyros lotus (date-plum), 656 nucleotides. Its product is annotated as peptidyl-prolyl cis-trans isomerase CYP28, chloroplastic-like. The transcript has a single exon. Lineage: Eukaryota; Viridiplantae; Streptophyta; Magnoliopsida; Ericales; Ebenaceae. Gene Ontology annotation, cellular component: chloroplast. The record is from RefSeq and is a predicted model, not a curated record. The coding region runs from base 76 to 513 and encodes 145 amino acids.
GCUGUUUUUGUAAUUUUGAAAAUGUUUCAGGCUGUUUCAUAAUGUUAGAAAAAUAUCAAAAAUGUGUUUCCAUCCAUGAAGAGGUUAGAGACAGAAAAAAUUCCGUCUCUAACCAAGUUAUUUUCUCUUUGCGACUCCUCCGACCCCCUCGGCCUCCUAGUCCUCAGCCUCUACAACAACCUCAUCUCCCUCACCGUUUCCAACCCCAUUGCCAUGUGCACCGCCUCUGCCCCCUCCUACAAGGGCACUCUCGUCCACAAGAUCUUCCCUAGUCAGUUCUUUGUCACUAGCCGCCAAGGCCGCUGUGAGAAGGUAGAGGUCAAGCCACCACUGGACUUCUUGGCCCGCAACACCGAGACAAUCAGUCCUCGGGCUUUCCUACUCGACCACUCUAGACCUAGCAUUCUUUCACUAUGCUCAUUAGAAAGCGACGGGGACGACGAGAUUAAGCUAAAUCCCAAUUACAAAAACGUCAAAUUCUUUAUCACCACAGAGCCUGGUCCUUGCCCUUAGCUUGAUAGCUAGCACAUUAUCUUUGGAACAGCGCUUGAAGGUAUACUAAUUGAUCGUUUCAUUGCUAAAUUAACCAAUCAUUGAAAUAUUGUUGAGCAAAAUCAAUCUGUUUAAUCUGCACAUUGAAUCCGGCUUAGAUAACU